This is a messenger RNA of Anarrhichthys ocellatus (wolf-eel), 1497 nucleotides long. Its product is annotated as SH3KBP1-binding protein 1-like. The transcript has 8 exons. Bases 160 to 1263 code for a protein of 367 amino acids. NCBI's taxonomy places the organism in Eukaryota, Metazoa, Chordata, Actinopteri, Perciformes, Anarhichadidae. The record is from RefSeq and is a predicted model, not a curated record. Gene Ontology annotation, molecular function: protein binding.
CAGUGAACGCAUCACACUGCUAAUUUGUACAUGUUGAGUCUGUUUUAAAGACCUCUGAUCUGUUGAGGUUCAGCCUUAACUGACUUUGUGUUAAAUGUUGUCCCCUCACUAUAAUAUAUAUAUAGAUAUAUGUUGCUGUGGUCUCUGCUGUGAUGUCUGAUGAAUACUUGUGUUUUGUUAUCAGUGCGUAAGCUGCAGCUGUGUGACGAGUUGGACCGAUCGUCCUGUGGAAACGUGCUGUUCAACGGAUACCUGCCUCCACCAGUGUACCCGGCGAAGCGGCGUAACCGUCACAGCGUGGCCGGGUCUCAGUUCAUGGCGGGUCGGGUGGCUCCGGUCAGACGGAGCAACACGAUGCCUCCAAACCUGGGGAACUCUGGCAUACUGAGAGGAAGCACCGAGGAGAGGACACCCGGAGGUCAGUUGUCAGAUACCGGUAUGGUUCGGAUCAUCUGUGGUCAUCACAACUGGAUCGCUGUGGCUUACGCACAGUUUGUCGUCUGCUACAGGGUUAAGGAGUCCACCGGGUGGCAGCAGGUCUUCACCUCCCCCCGUCUGGACUGGGUGAUCGACCGAGUCGCCCUGAAUGCCAAAGUGAUGGCCGGCUCUCUGGGAGACAACGACAAGAUGGUGGCCGUGGCCUCUGGGACGGAGAUCAUCCUGUGGGCCAUCUGUCCCGACGGCAACGGGAACGAAAUCGGCGUCUUCAGUCUCAACGUGCCGGUGGAGGCGCUCUUCUUCGUUGGUAACCAGCUGAUCGCCACCAGCCACACGGGGAAGGUCGGGGUUUGGAAUGCCGUCACCAAACACUGGCAGAAUCAGGACGUCGUUCCCAUCAGCAGCUACGACACCGCCGGCUCCUUCCUCAUCCUGGGCUGCAACAACGGAUCCAUCUACUAUAUAGAUGUGCAGAAGUUUCCUCUGAGGAUGAAGGACAAUGACCUGCUGGUGACGGAGUUGUACAGAGACCCAACUGAAGACGCCAUCACUGCUCUCAGUGUCUACCUCACUCCCAAAACCAGUGACAGCGGGAACUGGAUCGAGAUCGCGUACGGGACCAGCUCAGGGGCGGUUCGAGUCAUCGUUCAGCAUCCAGAGACGGUCGGCUCAGGACCGCAGCUCUUCCAGACCUUCUCCGUCCACCGCAGCCCCGUCACCAAGAUCAUGCUGUCUGAGAAACACCUCAUCUCAGGUACAGGUCCUAGAGACACCUCCUCUCAGGUACGGGUCCUAGAGACGCCUGGUCUCGGGUCCGAGACCUAGAGACGCCUGGUCUCGGGUACGAGUCCUGGAGUCGCCUGGUCUCGGGUCCGAGUCCUGGAGUCGCCUGGUCUCGGGUCCGAGACCUGGAGUCGCCUGGUCUCUGGUCCGAGACCUGGAGUCGCCUGGUCUCUGGUCCGAGACCUGGAGUCGCCUGGUCUCUGGUCCGACUCCUGGAGACGCCUGGUCUCUGGUCCGACUCCUAGAGACGCCUGGUCUCUGGUCCGAGACCUAGAG